GGUUGGGGUGAUGGGCCGAGUGGUGGAGAUGCUGGUGGCACAGGAUCAUGGGGUGGUGGUGCUGGACCGCAAGGAUCAUGGGGAGGAGGAGGUCAACCAGGCGGAGGUCAGUCCGGCUGGGGACAUGGCGGUGGAGGUGGUGGAGGUCAAGGCUCGUGGGGAGGUCAGGGAAGUGGCGGACAAUGGGGUGGACAGCAAGGCAGUGGAAGCGGCGGUGGUGGUCAAGGAGGAUGGAGUGGUGGUGGAGGUGGUCGAAACUACUGAACUGAAACUAAACUCUCGUUGA
Anisakis simplex (herring worm) is the source of this 286-nucleotide messenger RNA. NCBI's taxonomy places the organism in Eukaryota, Metazoa, Nematoda, Chromadorea, Rhabditida, Anisakidae. The record is from the annotation of a GenBank genome assembly.